Molecule: messenger RNA, 1186 nt
Organism: Porites lobata
Lineage: Eukaryota; Metazoa; Cnidaria; Anthozoa; Scleractinia; Poritidae
Source: the annotation of a GenBank genome assembly
UUGAGUGUAGAUGCCGAUCAUAGUGUUUUGAAGGUAGUAGAAUUUUUGCUGGAUAAUAAGGGAAUGCCGUUUAUUAUGUCGAUAGUAAGAAGGUUUCUGUUAGAGACUGGUUGUAGUAAAUCGUUGGAAAGACUAGGUGCGUAUGAAUUGCGGGUCAUCGUUGAUAUUCUUUUGGAGAAUUACGUCACGAGUAAUUUUUUAGAGACUGCUUCUAGCUUCUACGCGGACGCAUUGAGAUUAAUGGCUGCUACAAGGCGAAAAAGUGAGGAAUGGAUUUCUGAGAUUUCUGAGGCACGUGAUAAGUUCAGGCAAGUUGAUGGGGAUGUUAGAGCUCUAGAAUUGUUGAAUAAUGUGAUAAAGGAGUGUCGACGGAAUCCCGAGUUUUCGUGGUACGAGGUAACAAUGUUAUUGACGAUAACAGGCGAAUGGUACACCAGUGUCAGUUUGGAUUAUGAUAAAGUAUCGAUAAUUGAUUUAACAUCGAAGAUUGGGGAGUCUUUUGCGGAGUGGAUGCUUGAACUAGGAGGGCUGGUAAGUAUGUUGGGACUUUCAAAAUGUAUUUUUUUUGUUACAAUCUUAGUAAAUGUCUUAUAUUUCCUUGACAGUUGGGUGUCGUAGCGGGGAACAUCACAGGCGGCCUAAGCUCAAGGGGUCCUCGUAAUAGUAAACUUAGGUCCGGUUCAGACACGGCUCCACUCAUGCGCCGAACCAACGUCUGAAUCAAUUUCAUGCCUAACGCAUCGGGGCUGGGUUCAAAACUGGAGUAAGAUAUCUCAGGGUUAGUGCAAAAUUUGAAUUCAGAUAAGAAAACUUCAAAAAACCAUUCAGUUUAUUAAUUCUUUUUGCAAAUAAUAUGUUAAUUGAAUGCUCCAAAAAUAAUAAAUGAAAAAAUUAUCCCGGAAAUGCUUUUUAACAAAAGAUAAAGAAUCAGGAUUAAAAUUUUACCCUGGGAUAGCACUAAUCCGCCUUCAAACAACUGGGUCCAGGAUGGGAGAGGAAUUAGAAGACGGCAAACUUUUUGGUGCUUUUCACAAAAAUUGAUGUCACAAAAUUUGUGGUAAUGGUACCUGGGUCUGGUCUUGUAGGGGUAAAUAAAAAACCUGCAUGGACAUAUCCUUCUUUUCUUUUGCAGAAAGGUUUUGAGGACUUUGUCAAGGAACAGCAAAAACCUGGAUGGUUGAACUGA